Messenger RNA from Dreissena polymorpha, 2237 nucleotides. RefSeq lists its product as uncharacterized. The record is from RefSeq and is a predicted model, not a curated record. The coding region runs from base 266 to 2053 and encodes 595 amino acids. NCBI's taxonomy places the organism in Eukaryota, Metazoa, Mollusca, Bivalvia, Myida, Dreissenidae. The transcript is spliced from 2 exons.
GGGUUUUCGUCUGUCAAAAGUUGUUGCUACUGUCGUAAAGACGUAUUGAGAAUGUGAAUAUAUUACUCAUUUACAAAGAACAAAAGUAUGGAUAGAGAUGUUCAAAAAUACACUGUUGACAGACUGAACACGUCUAUAUUGGAUUUAAAGCAUUCAACACUUAACGCUUUGAGUUGGCAUAGUUUUGAUGGAUUGGAGGCCAAACAUAAUGGAAAUUCAAUUUGUGUGAACGUUUUUAAUUUUUGUGUCAAGGUGUGAGCUGAAAAUGUCUGUUAAUGACCAUGAUAUAGAAAAUAGGGAUACAACAGAUUCUUUGAUUGAUUUGAGUGAAGUUGCUAAAUAUGUUGAAGAGAAAAAGAAUACAAAACCAUUUUUAGCAGACUGGGCGGAAGCAGUAAUAGGCUGGAGAUCUUCCACGUCCCUUGGACUAGUAUUAGUAAAAACCUCCAGUUCGGGCACCAAUGUAAAAAAGAAGAGGACAAUUGAUAGAGCAGUCACCGAUUUACAGUAUGGGAUGUACAGUAAUCCCGGCGACGAUUAUUGGUGUAAUAAUAAGCAAUCGGUGGACCUCAAAACGGGUGUAAAGUGCAUAGGUGAAGAGAUUGAAACUUUCCCAAUACCGCCAUGGAAAUCCAAUAUAGAACAUGGAACAUAUCGGUAUAUUCCUGAUAACGGAAGCUAUAGAACUAUGAAGUUUAUGUAUGACGACCGAAAAGAGUGGUACACAAUCAGAAAGAAAUAUCCUGAAAAGGUUUCCACAGCAUGGCACCAGAAUUGCAAACGUUUACAAAGGGAACUGCGUAGGCAGUUGCGGAAGGAAAUGAGUAAAGUUGAAAAGGAAAAUCAAACAACUGCACUUAAUAAUUCGAAAGGAAACUCUGAACCAGUUAGUGGAUCUGACACAAAUAGAUCUUCCACUGGUAAUACAGGUAUAGUAAAACCCAUUAUGGUUAAUUCAGUAGAGCAGGCAGCGCAGUCAAAUCCAGAAAAUAGUUCACAAAAGGCAGAAAACAAUAUCGGACAUGUAGUAAUCAACACUGGUCAUGUAACAAACACCGGAUAUGUAACCAAUAACAUUCCAGAAUCAGCGCAAAUGGAGUUACAACAGCAUAACGACGGUGUCACGGGAAUUCACUUUGGAUUAGAUUAUUGUGUAAGACCAGUCGUUAAAAAGGAGACACGAGUUCGAAGUACGCACUCGGAUGGGGCGCUGAGCCAGUUUAAGAAGUUGAACACAAUUCGCGAAAGAGACUCCGAACCCCCGACGCCUAUGCCUCAAUCGUCAAUACCGUCGGGCGGCCAGUUGCUGAAGUCGUUGAGUGAUCUUUUCAUUGAAAAUUUUUCGUCACGGAUAAGCGCGCUUGAUGACGAAAUUAAAAAGGAUUCCAAGUGGUUACGCAAAAAUGACAAUGAAAUCUCCAAAUUACAUAAUAGUCGUGCUAAAUACAGGGAGCACACGCGACACAAUUUCAAGGACAACACUGCGUCAAACGUGACACCGCGAAUGCCGUCAAAAACGGAGACCUUAGCAAGCGACAUCUUCAGCGUCAGACCUGUUGCGCAAAAAGAAUUAAAACCGCUGGAAAAGACGAAAGGAUUCGCUAAAACGAGCAAUCAUAUACAUGGCGAUUAUCCGCACGAUUUUCCAUUUUCAUACAAUGGUAGUAACAAUAAUAUUAUGAAAGCAUAUGUACCUAGAAAUAAUUACAGGUCUGAUAUGGACAAUGGAACGAGUGGCAAUAAAUUUGCUGUUGAUAGCUCAAAGCAAGAAAUGUUAGAUACACUCACGGGUACGAAAAUCAAUACGCAGAACAAUAAAAAGCCGUCAAAAGGUUUCUCGACGCCGUCGACAAUCACGCUAUGUGAUAACACGUCCACUUCACAUAGUCACGGUCAAACUAGCGACCAAAGUGCUGAAAAGUUCAAACAGGUCUCGGUACAGACAGAGAAAAAGCAGGCAAAACGAGAACCCAUUCAAAACGUCCCCGUCCUUUUGCCGGAAAUAUCGGGGAAACGUAUGGAGGUUGCCACUGUGUCGCACCGACUUUUGUGACAGCGGCGCUAUAACUAGUAACAAGUGUUAAUCAAGUUCUUGCGUAUAUGCCUAUUAAAGUAUAUGUGUAUCAUUUCUUAGCGUAUUACUUAUAGCACUAUUGUAUAUACUCAAGGGUUAUGUCUAACUUAUUAAGUCGUUCUAAAAGAUAUAUGUUAUAGCACGAUUAAAAUGUCAAAUCUGC